GGGCUCCAUUUGAUAUUUCGUCUCCUACACAUCGAUUUAUAGUAGAGCAUGGUGGACCUGCGCUUGGGUGACAUGAUCACAAGAUACUCCAAUGACUAACAGGAUCAGCAGAUCUUUACUGUUGGCCAAGUAAUCGGUACGAGCCAGUUUCUACAGAAAACCAACUACUGUGCCACUUUGGAGUGGGCCAAAGAGGAAAAGCACCUAACAUUCACAUAAUUUUGAAGUUCUGGCUUGUGGAACUAAAUGACACGAUUGGCCAUUACCAGUACUAGCGUUUCCUCUGUCACACUGAAGCUAGUAGCAGUCCGGUUUUCCUGAUCAGACAAACAACAUCACACUCUGCAUCUAGCAAAUCUCACAAACAACCAAAAAAUGACACUCCAGAAACUAUCGAAAUGCACAUCCCAAAGCACCCCGGCAAUCGUGUCUCCACCCUCCUCUCCUACAAGCUCAAAGAACCAGGUCCAGAUCAGGAAGAAACGUCCAUACCGAAGAACCAAGCCCUCCACAAACCACGCCAAAAGGCGGCUUGCUCCUGAUUUUCGGCCAACCUCUUAUUCGGUGAUCUGUGGAAGGGGCAAGGAAUGCUUUGAUAGUGAAGGAAACAAACGGUUUCGUGAGAUCAUCAACAAGUACCUUGAUGAGUAUGCUGAUGCUCCUGGAAAGUCAGAAAAGAGUAAGAUUGUGUCAAAAGCAAUGUCCAUCAUCCGAGAGGCAAGCCCUCAAGGGGCUUUCGUCAAGUGUGAGAAUGGAGUUUGGUGGGAGGUAUCCUCACGUUAUGCCCGAGAAAAGGUUGGUGCGUGGUUCAGGGACUGUCUACACGUCAAGUACAAGAGUAGUUCAAAGGCCAAGCAUGCCAGGAAGAUGGCCAAGAGGGUCAGCUUCAACGCUCUAGACCCUGAUGAGAUUAUGAAUUUCCCGUUGGAUGGCGAGUUCGAUCUGCCAGAAUUGGAUGAAAGCUUUUACGAAGAGGUUGAUAGACGGGAGAGCAUCGUUAGUUCCCAAGAUUCCAUGCAAGAUUCCAUUGACGACCAAGUGGGCGAGCAUCAUAUGGGCGAAGAUAACAUUGUUGGCCAAGAAGAGGAUGGCGAUGACAAUGGUCCGAAGGGAGAAGGUAUGGCUGACGAGGGACCACCAGAUCUUCCAAGAAGCAGCAGCGAAGACGUUGUAGACAUGAGCGACAAACCGUUCCAUGAUCGUGACGACAUGGACGACAUAUUCAACUCAUCAAGCUCCUCGAGUGGGUCCUUCUACGACAUCGAUGACAUGUCAUUGUCAUUGAUUCCAUUUGAUGCCGUGGACGACCUAUAGGCAGACACAGCCACGUAUCGGCACGCUGCAGCCACGUCCACACACACACACACACACACAUGUGAUAUGGGUUUGUAGCUACUAGCUAGGCUCAUCUUUCUUCUGCAUCUUUUUAUGGUCUCUACCCUCCUCAUGUUUCUCUCAAUCCCUAUCUUCAGUGACUAGAGCUAGCUCUAGCUAGCAUUUUAACUCUUAACAUGUGCACACCGCAGGUACUCGCUGCCUCUUCCUGACUGGAAAUUAGAAUUGGUCUUGCUUUUCAACUCCAUACUGAUGAUGCCCACCGAUGGGCUUUGCCACUGGAUAGUGAAUUGGACGCUAAUAAAGUGGAGGUCUCAGGCAGCCAGCAUCCUCUAUGAACUGCUGCGCUUCCUUGACCUGAGAGCCUACCUGGCACCGGUACCAGAUAUUAGCUUCGCUUCUUGCACUGUCAUUUUCAGACAGAGCCGACCAGCGGGAAACCCCAGUGAAUCGAAUCCACACGGUCGGCCCGGAUAGCUGAUGAAGGCCACUUGCACCGCUGAUACACUGUACACUGAUACAUGUAGCUUGGCUAGCUCCGACGAGCUGGAACUGGCCCAGCCUACGCUACUAGCUAGCUAGCUAGUCUAAGAAGCUGUACCAGCCAGCACGUCACGCACUGCAGCACCUGGAGGUAAAUGAUUGAUUCUGCGAAA
Seminavis robusta is the source of this 1991-nucleotide messenger RNA. Lineage: Eukaryota; Bacillariophyta; Bacillariophyceae; Naviculales; Naviculaceae. The record is from the annotation of a GenBank genome assembly.